AUGGACGGACAACUCAUGCCAUCCACACCCAUCAGACAGCGUGCGGCCUCUCCAGCCCGAGAGCCCACGCCAGGCAUGUCGACGAACAAGCCAGGCCCAACUUCAUCAGACAUGAUGCCGGAGCCAGUUCCGGCCACCUACGUGAUGCAAGAACCAAAUGUGCCCCCUCCCAUGAUGGCAGAGCCAAUUCCGGACACCCUCAGGAUCACAGGGCCAAUCCUACCCCCUCCCAUGAUGACAGGGCCAAUCCUACCCCCUCCCAUGAUGACAAGGCCAACUCUACCCCCUCCCACCAUGAGACAGCCAGACCUACCCCCUCCCAUCAUGCCAGGGCCAACCCUACCCCCAAUUCUGGCUCCGGUCUUCCCUCCACAGGUGGGCGGACAUCAAUCUCCCUCUGGCAACGUCAAUCUGAACCCUGGGCUUCAGCAGCUUGCACGACUCUGUGAUGACUUGAAAAACGAGAUCGUGCCUGCCUGCAAAGAAAGGUUCGAAUCUCGCAUGCGAGAACAGUUUUUGGAGCGCAUACAGGCCGCGGAAGAGCGAGUCCAGAAAGCGGAAGCGGACGCCAACGUCUGGAAAAAGCAAGCAGAGGAUGCGCAAGUUUGGGCAGACGCCCACGAAGCGCUCGCAGAGACCGCGACAGCGCGAGUAGCUGAAGCGACAGCGCGAGCACGGGACUGGGAAGCUCAAGCAAAGACCGCGGAAGCUCAAGCAUUGGCCGCUAAUGAGCGAGAAGGUGACUUGAGGAAGCGAGGAAGUGAGGCGAUCAAGGUAGGGCACGAGCAGAAAGUCAGAGCAGACGAGCAGGAAAAAGAAGCAAUGGCCUGGAAGAGGCAAGCAGAGAGUGCGACAGCGCAAGCAAGGACCGCAGAAGCUCAAAAAUUGGAUGUAGCACAGCGAUUACUGACCAUGGAGAGGACAGCAAAACUUGAGAAAGCGAUAUCAGAGAUCUGGAAAGAUCGAGCAAAGGACGCCGAAGCUCAAGCAAAGGAUGCGGCACAGCGAGCACUGACCCUGGAGACACGAGCAAACGACGCGGAAGAACAGGCACGUGCCUCCAAAGAACGAGAAGACCUCGCGCAGUUGCAAUCUCAUCACUGGAAAAGGUGUACAGAGAUUGCCACAGCGCAAGAACAGGCCGCGAAAGAGGAAACACAGGACUGGAAAAAACAAGCAGACGAGGCGACAGAGACGGUCCGCACCGUGACCACCAUGGUAGUGCACUUGGAGGAAGAGCUCCUGUUCCGUGAACAGAAGUUUCAAACUCUUAAGCAGACCCUCCAAGAGCGACAACGGGCCUUCGACGCCGACGUGCGUUGUUACACAGCAGCACUCGAGGUCUUCCAGAAUCAGAACCCGGACCGAUCUCGGCGACAGCUCGAGAAGAAGAAGCAACAAUUGAAAAAGUACAGAAAAGCCAUCCGUGUACAUCAAACACAUUGUCAAGAACUGACGGAGGAACUGUCCAAGGCCAACGCCAGACUGUCCAAGGCCAACGCCAGACUGGUGGCAAUCGACGACCUGCGCUGCAACUGCUGCAGUGACGAUGUCAAGGAGGUCUUUUUGCCGUGUGGGCACGCAUUCUGUAAAGAAUGCGUGUACCAAUGGCUGUCCAAGCACGACACUUGCCCCACGUGCCGGGCGCAUUGUCACCUCGCCGAUGCCCGCGACCUAUACAUCGGGGGACCUAUUCCGGAUCCCACGCCCGAGGUCGAUGACCAUUCCAGUGAUCAAGACGAGGAAAUGUCCGAGCUCGUCGACGAGGUAGCAGACAGUGAGGAGGACGAGGACGAGGACGAGGACGAGGAGGAAAUGCCCGAGCUCGUCGACGAGGCAGCAGACAGUGAGGAGGACGAGGAGGAGGACAAGGACGAGGAGGAGGACAAGGACGAGGACGAGGAGGAGGACAAGGACGAGGAGGAGGACAAGGACGAGGAGGAAAUGCCCGAGCUCGUCGACGAGGCAGCAGACAAUCAGUAG
Molecule: messenger RNA, 1983 nt
Organism: Exophiala oligosperma
Lineage: Eukaryota; Fungi; Ascomycota; Eurotiomycetes; Chaetothyriales; Herpotrichiellaceae
Exons: 2
Coding region: 1-1983 (660 amino acids)
Source: RefSeq, a predicted model, not a curated record